AUGUUCGCUGUCCGCGCCGCACGCGCCGCUGCGCCGCGCGCCUCAACGUCGAGCCUCUGCCAGCGCUCGUAUCGUACUACAGCUGUUGCACGUGCUCUCGCAGACCCAUUUGCGGACCAGGACCUCCCGCCAACCGCCGACCCUACUCUCUACCCGAAAUUGGUAGACACAAAUCCCAUGCGCACUGCAGAGGCUGCUAUGGCAGGAACGGCCACAAUCAAACAGCACUACGUACACAUAACAACCACCCAAAACAACACUCUCAUAACGCUCUGCGACGACCGCAAGACGCCCAUCAAAGAUGGAGUAUGGUCCGGAGGCAUGGUCGGCUUCAAGGGCAGCCGUAAAGGAGAAUUCGAGGCGGGUUACCAGUGUGCGGUCAGCGCUUUCAAGCGUAUGGAGGAACUAUACGAGAGGGAUCCCGGUGUACGCUUUGAACUGCUGUUCAGCGGAGGCGGGAAGGGACGUGACGCUGUUGUGCAAGCGUUGACACUGGCCGAGGGCGAGAAGGUCCGCGGGCUAUGCGGAGAGUAUAGUGCCAUAUUUCGCGACUUUAUUGUCCUUUUUGCUUGUGCGCAUCGCUAUCAUAUACUGUCUUAA
Messenger RNA from Peniophora sp. CBMAI 1063, 600 nucleotides. Lineage: Eukaryota; Fungi; Basidiomycota; Agaricomycetes; Russulales; Peniophoraceae. The record is from the annotation of a GenBank genome assembly.